AUGUCGCCAGGAAUUCCUUGGCGAUACAUGAUGCCUGACAAAGGUGUUUUCAGGUCGAGUGUUGACACUUCCCAUGUUAGCCCACACAAUGUACAAAGCAAUCAUGUAAAUCAUAUUGUAGGCAAAACCGGAUGUCCGGAUGUGGAGCGAAGAGCCCCGCCCAUCCCAUCGUCAUCAACGGAUGGUCUGGACUCCCACAGGUAUAUAAGGGACGGCUGCCGCUUUUCCCGACAGACAGCUCCUCGACGGUGGGUCAACAUGAAUGCUCUGACUGUGAUUUCCGUGGCGGCCUUCGUGGCUAGCAGCAGCGCUUCCUUGCUUGCAUACAAUGGCGUAUAUGGAGGCCAUCACGGCCUUCUUGGCGCCUAUCCUUAUGCAGGUUAUUCUGGUCUGCACCCUUACUCAUACGCAGACAGUAGCUCCUGCACCUGUAUCUUACAACGUGGCUCCUGCACCUGUGUCCUACAACGUAGCUCCCUUCGCACUGUAGCACCUAUCCAGUCUCAGUACCACGCUCAGGAUGAACUCGGUCAGUACUCCUUCGGUUACGCCGGUGGUCCUUCUUCACGCGCUGAGACUCGCGACGCCUUCGGUGUUGUCCGUGGUUCAUACAACUACGUGGACUCUGAGGGAAAGGUUCAGACUCAGCACUACGUCGCCGACGCCCUUGGAUUCCGUGUGUCCGGCACCAACCUGCCAGUGGCUCCCGACGCCCCUGUAGCUGCUCCUCUAGCCGCCCUUCCCGGUCCCCUUCCCGAACCCGUCCAGGACACCCCAGAGGUAGCCGCCGCUAAGGCCGCCCACCAACAGGCUUACGACGAAGCCGCAGCCGCCGCCGCUGCCGCCCCAGAUACCCGCAAGAAGCGCUCCGCUUGCGGCUCCCGCCCACGGUGUCUACUCUCCCCUCCGUUUCUCAUACGGAUUCUCCACUCCCCUCCACUACGCCCACCCAACAGCCUAUGCUUCUCCUCUUCACUACACUGCCACCCACCGCCUUCACCACCUACAACGCCGCCCACGUCCCCACCACCUACGCCGCGGCCGCUGGACCCGCCCUUCGUGACGCCGAGCUCCUCCGUGUGGUCCACAACCCCGGUCACGCCACCUCCUACCGCGUGCUCAACUGAGUGCCACGAGCUCCUUCACUCACAGUCGCUUGUGUGGACCUGGUGUGUAGAGCACUCGCCUCGGUCUCACCUUUGACCAGCACACAUGUCGCCAGGAAUUCCUUGGCGAUACAUGAUGCCUGUCAAAGGUGUGUUCAGGUCGAGUGUUGACACUUCCCAUGUUAGCCCACACAAUGUACAAAGCAAUCAUGUAAAUCAUAGUAUUAUAUCUCUGAUAAUUAA
Penaeus vannamei (Pacific white shrimp) is the source of this 1349-nucleotide messenger RNA. The record is from RefSeq and is a predicted model, not a curated record. NCBI's taxonomy places the organism in Eukaryota, Metazoa, Arthropoda, Malacostraca, Decapoda, Penaeidae.